Molecule: messenger RNA, 1848 nt
Organism: Glycine soja
Lineage: Eukaryota; Viridiplantae; Streptophyta; Magnoliopsida; Fabales; Fabaceae
Product: serine/threonine-protein kinase tricorner-like
Exons: 13
Coding region: 84-1712 (542 amino acids)
Biological process (GO): intracellular signal transduction; peptidyl-serine phosphorylation
Molecular function (GO): ATP binding; protein serine/threonine kinase activity
Source: RefSeq, a predicted model, not a curated record
UGGCUGAAAUUUUUGGGAAUCAAAGUUAUAAGGAAAGUGGUUGUUGUGGGUAGUGGUUGAGGUUGUGGUUGGUAAAAAAAAAAAUGGAUUCUGCGAGAAGUUGGUUACAAAAAUUUCAACCACGUGAUAAAUUGAGGGCCUCUACAAGGAACAAAGAUGAUACUAAUGGCACAAAUGAAAUUCCAAAUGUGCCUAUGGAUGAUACAUCUCUUUCCAAUGUCACAAAACAAAAGGUUACGGCAGCCAAACAAUACAUUGAGAACCACUACAAGGAACAAAUGAAAAGCCUUCAAGAGAGGAAGGAGCGUCGAACCAUCUUGGAAAAGAAGUUGGCUGACGCUGAUGUCUCCGAGGAAGAUCAAAAUAACCUACUUAAAUUUUUAGAGAAAAAAGAAACUGAAUAUAUGCGUCUUCAAAGGCACAAAAUGGGUGUUGACGAUUUUGAGUUACUAACUAUGAUUGGAAAAGGUGCAUUUGGGGAGGUUAGAGUCUGUAAGGAAAAGGCUACGGAUCAUGUAUAUGCAAUGAAAAAGUUAAAGAAAUCAGAAAUGCUUCGUAGAGGCCAGGUAGAACAUGUUAGAGCUGAAAGGAAUCUCCUAGCAGAGGUUGACAGCAAUUGCAUAGUUAAACUUUAUUGUUCUUUUCAAGAUGACGAAUAUUUGUAUCUUAUUAUGGAAUAUCUACCGGGUGGAGAUAUGAUGACUCUACUCAUGAGAAAGGAUACCUUGACUGAAGAUGAAGCUCGAUUUUAUGUAGGAGAAACAAUUUUAGCUAUUGAAUCUAUACAUAAACACAAUUAUAUACAUAGGGAUAUUAAGCCUGACAACUUGUUACUUGAUAAAUAUGGACAUUUGAGACUAUCAGACUUUGGACUAUGUAAACCAUUAGACUGUAGUACACUUAAAGAAACAGAUUUCACUACAGGUCAAAAUGCGAAUGGGUCUACACAAAAUAAUGAACAUGUAGCUCCAAAACGCACACAACAAGAAAAAUUGCAACAUUGGCAGAAAAAUAGAAGGACACUUGCGUAUUCUACUGUUGGUACACCAGAUUAUAUUGCUCCAGAAGUUCUAUUGAAAAAGGGUUAUGGGAUGGAAUGUGAUUGGUGGUCACUUGGAGCUAUUAUGUAUGAAAUGUUAGUGGGAUAUCCACCUUUUUAUUCUGAUGAUCCAAUGUCAACAUGCAGGAAGAUAGUAAAUUGGAAAUCUCACUUAAGAUUUCCUGAAGAAGCAAGGUUAUCUCCAGAAACUAAAGAUCUUAUAAGUAAGCUUUUGUGUGAUGUUAAUCAGAGGUUGGGUUCAAAUGGUGCAGAUGAAAUAAAGGCUCAUCCAUUCUUCAACGGUGUUGAAUGGGAUAAAUUGUAUCAAAUGGAAGCUGCCUUUAUUCCCGAGGUCAAUGAUGAGUUAGAUACUCAAAAUUUUGAAAAGUUUGAAGAGUCUGAGAGUCAAACUCACUCAUCAUCAAGAGUUAGUCCAUGGAGGAAGAUGUUUUCUUCUAAAGACUUGAAUUUUGUUGGAUACACAUACAAGAACUUUGAAAUUGUCAACGACUAUCAAGUUCCCGGAAUGGCUGAAUUGAGGAAGAAAAAUUCAAAAGCAAAGAAGCCAUCUGUCAAGUCCUUAUUUGAUGGUGAAAGUGAGGCAUUUGAGGCUUCAGAAUCAACUACAAGCAUAACUAGGAAGUAUGAUGAUCUACCUCCCAUGUCAGAAUAGAAGCAUAACUCAAGCCUAAAGUAGCAUUUUGAUAAUUUUUGUGUUUAAUGUAAUUGUUGGUGUUAUUUCAUAUUUUUUAUUUGUUCUCAAAAAUAUCAAUAGUUACUUGAACGAUGUUUUGAGGAAAGACAAUAAG